Branchiostoma belcheri (Belcher's lancelet) is the source of this 1525-nucleotide messenger RNA. RefSeq lists its product as uncharacterized. The transcript is spliced from 6 exons. The record is from RefSeq and is a predicted model, not a curated record. Lineage: Eukaryota; Metazoa; Chordata; Leptocardii; Amphioxiformes; Branchiostomatidae. Bases 256 to 1410 code for a protein of 384 amino acids.
AUCACCAAGACAAGCAUGUGUCCAAUCAAGUCUCCCAUCCCCUCCCCUCAGAGGGUCAGCAGAGUCCAGAAGUCGGGAGAAAUGGUCAAGAAAUGUGAUCUGCGGAGUUGGCACGAGUCUGGCUGAGUUGGUAGGGUCCUGAUUGAUCGAGGGAAUGUGAGCCUCAGUACUGAUGGAGGUAGUGAUAAUGCCUGUUGGUAUAAAUACUGUGUCCAUGCCAGCAGGCUGGGCUUGUGGUGUGGGGAUCCACACGCGAUGCAGAGGGAAGUCUCCGUGUCGGAGCAGGUGGCGCGAGCCGCCAUGUUCCACUGGUCGCCCUGGCAGCGUAGCGUACCGCCGAUUUCUGCGGGACGGGCGGGUUUCCACGCGUACUCCAUGCACUGGGGCUCCCCGCAGGCCGAGUAUGCUGUACAGUGCUGGGAGAGUUUCUCAACCACCACUAACUUUCCUGCCGUCAGGACCACGCACCAACUGACUAACGUAAACCAGCUGAUGAGGAGAGAGGACAGCAUUCUGUCAGAAAACUCUACUGGUACCAACUGGGAAACUUGUCUUAACUUCUCACAACCUCAUUGCAGAUACACCAGUGAUGGUGGUGUUCAGCCCCUCCCCAGUAUGGAGACUGUGGCAGGCAGUCCGUCCACGGAGGUGGUUCUACUGGAGGGUCCAGCUGUGAUGGAGGACAGCACCAAACCACUGGACUCUCCUGGCAGGGCUGUGGACGCUCAGACAACCAAGAACCAAGGCAAACAUGUUGGUGAGCCAGACCAGGUGGUAAUAGACAGUCCUGUGGUAGAAGAAGCAACAGAAGUUGUGACGACCAGCUCCAUAGUGGAGGUGCAGGCUCUGUCAGAACAGAUCCCGGAUCACAACAACUCCCAGCAGCACAACAACGGAAACCACCGCAGGAAACAGCAGAACCCUCGGGCUGCCAAAUAUCAGCUGCAGAACCCUGCAGGCACAGAGAACAUACAGCAGGGCCUGCACUGGGCUGCAGUGGAAACACAGGUGCUGUCUCCAGCCAGCAUGAUGCACCAGCUGUACAUCGCAGUCCCCAACUCCUCGGACCCCAUGGAUGAUGAUGAUGAUAUCGUGAUGGUCAAACCUGCUGGUUCCCUCACGAAGAGGGAGAGAGACAAACUCAAGAAACGGGAGCUGAGAUCCAACCCAAUUUACAGAGAGAAGGAAAAGGAGAGAGCGAGGGAACGAAUGAGGCUGAAGCGAGCUGAUCCAAACUUCCGCGCCGUGGAACGGGAAAAGGACAGGAAACGGCGGCGACUCGCCAGACAAAGGAAUGAACUCCUGAGGAGAUUUGAACACAACAAGAUCAGGACAUUAAACGGCCUGGACCCUGCAGAUCUACCUGUGUCUGUGACAACGUGUCAGGACAGUUCACCUGGACAGUACUAGUCAUACCAGCAUCUGCCUCCAGAUGGAUCUAGUUAAAGGAGUACGUUGGCAGAACGUACUGCACCUGUGCGAAACCAGUAAUGUAUUGUGCAUAGCACUUUGGCAGAAUGUCUCA